AUGACUUCGAUUAUUCGUAUGACGGUAUUGUCUGGUGGACAAGAUGAGGGCCCACCUUGCUAUUUAUUACAAGUCGAUGAAUUUAAUUUUCUACUUGAUUGCGGUUGGGAUGAAAAUUUUGAUAUGGAAAUGAUGGAACGAGUUAAGAGGCAUAUUCAUCAAAUUGACGCGGUAUUGCUGUCUCAUCCAGACUUGCUACACCUGGGUGCUAUUCCUUACUUAGUCGGAAAAUGUCAACUAAAAUGUCCAAUCUAUGCUACAGUCCCUGUUCACAAAAUGGGCCAAAUGUUUAUGUACGAUCUUUUCUUGUCCAGAAACGAUUACGAAGAUUUCGAUUUAUUCUCAUUGGAUGAUAUCGACGAUGCUUUCAGUAGAAUUACUGCAUUGAAGUAUUCUCAGCACGUUCACUUAACAGGUAAAGGAAACGGUCUCACCAUUACGCCUUACGCUGCUGGUCAUAUGGUUGGCGGUACAAUUUGGAAAAUUAUCAAAGAUGGAGAAGAAGAUAUCAUUUAUGCUGUCGAUUAUAACCACAAAAAGGAAAGACAUCUAAAUGGUUCAGUGCUGGAGACCUUGACCCAUCCAUCUUUAUUAAUUACUGAUGCCUAUAAUGCUCAAUACAAUCAAGCUAAAAGACGCGAUAGAGACCAAAAGCUUAUAUCUCGUGUCUUGAAUGCACUUCGAUCCGGUGGCAAUGUCUUGAUUGCUGUGGAUACUGCUGGACGUGUUCUUGAGCUUUCACUACUUUUAGAUCAUCUCUGGCGUAAAGACCCUGGUCUUUCAGCUUAUCCGAUAGCCCUUUUAAAUCACGUCAGCUACAAUGUCGUUGAAUUUGCAAAAUCACAAGUUGAGUGGAUGUGCGAUAAAGUACUAGUAGCCUUUGAAGAUAAUCGAAAUAAUCCGUUUCAGUUUAAGUACAUACAGUUGUGCCAUUCUCUAAACGAACUUUCUGGUCUGCCCGAGCCAAAAGUUGUUCUUGCUAGUUCACCUGAUCUGACUUGCGGUUUUGCUCGAGACUUAUUCUUACAAUGGGCUGGAAAUUCAAAGAAUUUAACUAUCUUUACUGGAAGAUCUUCUCCGGGAACUCUGGGGCGGCAUAUAUUAGACGAGAGGCCACAAUCAAUAGACGUUACGGUCAAAACAAGAGUAGAAUUAAGUGGUAAUGAAUUAGAGGAGUAUCUACAAAAAGAACGUGAAAAGGAAAAAGUGAAAGAGCUUGACGGUUUAAAGUUUGUAACUAUUGAUAGCGAUGAUGAACUGACAACUAUAACCGGUGGAUAUCAUACUGGAAAAGUUAAACGCGAUUUAAUGAUAAAGGAUGAUGACCGCCGUAGUAGUUUUUUUAAAAAAGCUGUUGUUCAUCCAAUGUAUCCAUUUAGUGAAACACGGAUUAAGUGGGAUGAAUAUGGCGAAAUUAUCAACCCUGAAGAUUUCACUCUAAUUGAUGUUUCUGAAGAAGAUAAGCCUAAAAAGGUGACACAUUCAGAUAGACACUAUUUCUUAAAUAAGGGAAAUCCUAAAAUCCCAACGAAAUGUGUAUCAUUCCUGAAGCACAUAGACAUUAACUGUAGAAUUAGCCUUAUCGAUUUCGAAGGCCGCUCAGACGGGGAAUCUAUCAGAAAUAUUCUCAGCUUGGUCAAUCCCAGGCAUCUUGUAUUGGUAAGAGGUUCGUCUGCUGCUGUUCAGGAAUUAGGUAAUUUUUGCCGGCAAUCAAAAGAAAUGGGUGUCCGAAAGGUAUUCACCCCGGUCGUAGGCCAAACGGUAGACGCCACAUUUGAGAGUCACUUAUAUCAGGUUAGGCUUCGCGACUCUUUGGUUAGUUCCUUGUAUUACUGCAAUGCUAAAGAUGCAGAGUUAGCAUGGGUUGAUGGACGGGUAACAGUCACAGCGAAGGGUCACGAGCGUUUAUUAGAUAAGAACAAUAAAAAUGAAGAUGAAGCUAUGGAUACUGAUAAUACAAGUAUAACGGAAGCGGUCGUACCAAUUCUGGAACCGUUACUGCAAUCUGAGAUUCCUGGUCAUAAGUCAGUUUUUAUCAAUGACCCAAGGCUAUCGGAUUUGAAGCAAACUUUAACUAAAGCCGGAAUUCAGGCGGAAUUUGUUGGUGGUGUGAUAGUAUGCAAUGACAAGAUUGCUGUUCGUAGAACGGAAACUGGCAAAAUUACUUUAGAAGGCGCAAUCUGCAACGAUUAUUACACUGUUCGAGAUAUAUUAUACCAGCAAUAUGCAAUUAUUUAG
Molecule: messenger RNA, 2238 nt
Organism: Trichoplax adhaerens
Lineage: Eukaryota; Metazoa; Placozoa; Uniplacotomia; Trichoplacea; Trichoplacidae
Exons: 20
Coding region: 1-2238 (745 amino acids)
Biological process (GO): mRNA 3'-end processing by stem-loop binding and cleavage
Cellular component (GO): mRNA cleavage and polyadenylation specificity factor complex
Molecular function (GO): RNA binding
Source: RefSeq, a predicted model, not a curated record